GUAAGAUUGUAAAAAAAGAAAAUAACUUUCUAAUUCUCAAAAAUAGAACAGCUUGAGUAAUAACUCAUGGGUUUUCAAAUGGGUCAUCUUUUAAAAUGGGUCACUUUGGCUAGAAUCCUUACACUUGGUGACUUUCACAUUGUAAAGGGUCAAGUUCCUUCUGAGGCCUAAUUGCACUAGAAUCUGCAUUUCAGAACACAGGAGGUGUCAGGAAGAAACUGGGAGAAAUUCAGAAGGAAACUGUCUCUUCUCAGAAUAACAAAUGUACCCUGUUUUGGGGGAAUUUUAUGUAUGCUCAAGUAAAUAGAUCUCAGCUUUGCAUUUUAUAAGACAUGAUGCCUUUUCUGAAAUAUUUCCAUAGCCAUUAUUUUAAUUCAUUGUUAUAAUAACCUUGUAAAGAGAGGAAUUCAUUGUAUCAGUUCCAGAAACUGAGGCAUGGUAAAUUAUUACAAGAGCUCUGCCCUUUGACAUCAAAUCUCUGUGAGCAAAGAUAGAGCCAGAACAGUGUAAACCUAAAAUUAAAUACUUUCCUUACAGUAUGCAAUAUCUAACUAUUAUGUAUUAGUUUAUAUACAGGGGAUGUAAGAAUCUUUAUAUUUAAAGGAUAGAUUAGGUGAGAUGAGAUUUGAAUAAAAAAGCAAUUUUUAAAAACUAAAUUCUACAAAUUCAGAUGCUGGCUUUGAUAUGUAACGUAUUAAGAUUUAUCUUCCAUAGAAGGCGGUCACACUAGAAGCCCUCUACAGAAGAGAAUGUUCUACCCAGUGUGUAGACAGCAAAGCCCAAAAGUUCAAGUUCAGAAUAGUGGUCCACAGCCGAAGAUCCACCUAAUAUUUCAGAUUGGAUUUCUUUUGCUCCUUUACUGUGACUUUCUAUAACUUCUUCACAGUGCUCUAAGCAAAAUAAGUUAAAAGAUGGACUCACCUCAAGUUUCCUUCUCUUACUUUAGAGGACUGUAUGAUCUUAUACUUGUGUCAUCCUAAUUGAAAUAUAUUUUAAGUGCUUGUGGGAACCUUGUUCUUUCCUGCCAAUAAUAAUGGAAGACCAUUAUUCCAUUAAUGAAAUCAUGGGAAACAUGGGAAAACCAUAUUCAGCCAAUUAGGGACGAUACUUUUGCUUCAACAGUAUUUGUGAAGUGUUAAAUGGCCCUUAGCAAUCAGAUUAGUAUUUUAAAAAACUCCUACCUAAUUGUUUUCUGAGAAGAAGCAUAUUAUGAAUAUAGCUCAGCAUUCUGAAAAGAAAACCUCCUGAAAAAAAAAUCAGCCAUCCACUAACUAACCCAUCCUCAUAAAGCUACAUGAACAGGUUCUGAAGAAAGGAAAUUUACAGAUAUGGAACAUCUCAUCUGGACUGACAUUGUCAAUAAGUUAUCUCAAAUGAUCCUCAGAAAACAGUGUCUGGUACAUAGUUUAGAGACAAGUCAAGCUCAUGUGACCAGUAAAUGGAGGCACAGUGCACAUCUCCUUUUGUUUGCAUUUAAACGCUCUAAGGAAAUUUACAGAUAUGGAACAUCUCAUCUGGACUGCCAUUGUCAAUAAGUUAUCUCAAAUGAUCCUCAGAAAACACUGUCUGGUACAUAGUUUAGAGACAAGUCAAGCUCAUGUGACCAGUAAAUGGAGGCACAGUGCACAUCUCCUUUUGUUUGCAUUUAAACGCUCUCAGCUUUUUGACUCUCUUUCGCCUCCAUUCAGGUCCAGAUUCCAGCUUGCACUGGAAUAUUCACUGACUCUUUGGUAGAAGUUGUACACCUGAAACAUCUCUGAGGUCUUUUUAGCAUCCUGCCCAUGGCCUACUACACAGAAGCAGACGGAGGUGAAGUCUUAAGAGUGAGGGGACUGACCCUGGGAGGGGGAAGAGUUAGCAUGGCUGCCGAAGAGACUGGGAAAGGGAGAAGGUCCGGGACAAGUACGAGAAGAGUCACACAGCACUGAAAACUCUGCCCAAAGCUAGAGAGCGCCAUUUGUGGUGACGCUGCCUGCCUGGUGGCAUGGAAUGCUCACAUGGAAUUGCCGCCUGACGUCGCUCACCACGCUUCCUGAAGGAUGCCCAUGUGGAAGAAUUUUGACGUGCCAGUGUCCUCAUUCUACAGGGUGUUCCAUUCCUUUGCAAUCUCAGAAAAAUGGGAUUAAAAUAACUAUUUUUUAAAAUAAGAAGACUGUUUUCCAUUUUUAAUGGCCAACAUGUAUUAAGAUGGACAUCUACUCCACGCAAUACGAAGCUCUAUGGUGGCGAAGAAGCAAGUGCCUGUUUAAAACUGAUCCUAAAUAAAAGCACUGGAGUGGAUAUGAGAAUGUUGGUUAGUGGCAGAAGAGUCAAAAAAUGGCAGUUUAUUAUUCGGUUAUUCGCCACUUGUUUUAUACUGAGCCUCAUGUUUUUUUGGGAACCGAUCGAUAACCACAUUGUGAGCCAUAUGAAGUCAUAUUCUUACAGAUACCUCAUAAAUAGCUAUGACUUUGUGAAUGAUACCCUGUCUCUUAAGCACAUCUCAGCUGGGCCUCGCUACCAAUACUUGAUUAACCACAAGGAAAAGUGUAAAGCUCAAGAUGUCCUCCUUUUACUGUUUGUAAAAAGCGCUCCUGAAAACUAUGAUCGACGUUCCACAAUUAGAAAGACCUGGGGCAAUGAGAAUUAUGCUCAGUCUCAGCUGAAAGCCAACAUCAAAACUCUGUUUGCCUUAGGAACUCCUAAUCCACUGGAGGGAAAAGAAAUGCAAAGAAAACUGGUUAUGGAAGAUCAAAAGUACAGUGAUAUAAUUCAGCAAGACUUUGUUGAUUCCUUCUACAAUCUUACUCUGAAAUUACUUCUGCAGUUCAGUUGGGCAAACACGUAUUGUCCACAUGCCAAAUUUCUUAUGACUGCUGAUGAUGACAUAUUUAUUCACAUGCCAAAUCUGAUUGAAUACCUUCAAAGUUUAGAACAGAUUGGUGUUCAGGACUUUUGGAUUGGUCGUGUUCAUCGUGGUGCUCCUCCCAUUAGAGACAAAAGCAGCAAAUAUUACGUGUCCUAUGAAAUGUACCAGUGGCCAGCUUACCCUGACUAUACAGCUGGAGCUGCCUAUGUCAUCUCUGGUGAUGUAGCUGCCAAAGUCUAUGAGGCAUCACAGACACUUAAUUCUAGUCUUUACAUAGAUGAUGUGUUCAUGGGCCUGUGUGCCAAUAAAAUGGGAAUAGUACCACAGUACCACGUAUUUUUUUCUGGAGAGGGCAAAACUCCUUAUCAUCCCUGCAUCUAUGAUAAAAUGAUGACAUCUCAUGGACAUUUACAAGAUCUCGAGGACCUUUGGAAGAAUGCUACAGACCCAGAAGUCAAAACUAUUUCAAAAGGUUUUUUGGGUCAAAUAUACUGCAGGUUAAUUAAGAUAGUUCUCCUUUGUAAAAUUAGCUAUAUGGACACAUAUCCUUGCAGGGCUGCAUUUGUCUAAUAACAGUACUUGAAUAUUGUAUGUUUUCACUGUCACUGAGUCAAACCUGGUUGAAAAAAUCCUUUAAAUGUUUGUCUGUACCCUAAGUAAAAUGAACAUGAAAGACAUAUAUUUUGAUAGCCUAGGCCAUCAGAAUGUUUCUUUGAUUCUAGAAGCUGUUUAAUAUAACUUACCUACUUCAUUGCCUAAAUUUGUUUCAAAGAAUUUGUAUUUAGAAAAGGUUUAUAUUCUUAAUGAAAACGAAAGGAAAGGGAAGCUCACAUUCUCAUUUAAUGCCACAAAUAUACUUGAGGUGUAGAGAUGUUCUUAAGAAGUCUUGGUGUUAGAAUAACUGCUUUUGGAAAAUAUCAAAUGAAUGUAUAGUACAGCAUUUCAAGGAAAUGUAUAUAUUAUUAGACCAGGUAAACCAGUUUAUUUUUGUUAAAGAGUACUUGGUGGAGAUGAUAGGGGCAGGGAAAGGUCAGCAUAGGAGAGAAAGUACAUAAAUCUGGUAAAAGAAAGUCUCUUGUUCUUAAAAGGAGAUGUAGGAAAAUGUGUACAAUUUUAUUAUACACAGACAAAUCCCUUAUUAUCACAUCCAUAUAGCUAUUUUACCUAGAUGGUGUUAGAGUUAUUAAAAUAUACUUGUAUCUUUUUUCAAAGUUCAAUGCAAAUUUUGAGAAAAGUCAUUAACGCUGCCCUAGCUAAUACUUUAUAUACGUUUUUAAUGGAUUUUUAAAAAUAUUAGAAAAUGACUCAUAAAAUGGGCAGCUGGUUGCUCACAGGGGCCUUCUCUAGGGAGAAACCAUUUUUAAUUCAAAUAAGCUCAUUUUAAUGAAUUUUUCAACUGGUUUUUAAGUAUUCAGUAUUGGCCUGUGUCUAAGGUAGUUAUUCGAAUGUACUUUCCAUAGAGGAAUAUAAUAAUGGACAGACUUCAAAUGGAAAGACAGAACGUUAAAAGCUAAUUUCUCCAUAAUUUUAUAAGGUGAAAUCUGAGUGUCUAAAUCAUUGUACUGAUUACUAAAAUUAACCCACCCCUCCCUAAAAGGUCUUAUAAACACAGCACUUUGUUCCAAGUUUAGAGUUUUAAAUUGAGAGCAUUAAAUGUCAAAGCUAUCAUAUCUAAAACAAUCUACUUUCAUCAAAUAACUGUUAGAAGCGAUCUUUAUUUUCUAAAUAUUUCAAACUUGAAAACAGAGUAAAAAUGUGAUAGAAAAGUUGCCAGUUUGAGGUUUAAAGCAUUUUUAAAGCUGCAUGUUCCUUGUAAUCAAAGAGUUGUGUCUGAGAUCUAAUAAAGUAAGUUACAUUUCUUUUAUAAAGCAGGAUAAAAAUGUGGCUAUAAUACACACUACCUCCCCUCACUACAGAAAGAACAAGGUGGUGUCUACUGCUAGGGAGAUUAUAUGAAGGCCAAAAUAAUGACAUCAGCAAAAGUGGCUGAACUGACUCUAAGACCUUUGCCUGCAGGAGGGACCUGCUAGGGAAAAUAAGAUGUCUCAUAUAAUAAGAUGAUGUCUGAAACAUGCAAAACAAAACUAAAAAAAAGUCUCAGUGUACACAACUGGAUGAUGAUACUUACAGUUUUUAGCAGGUAGCAUUUUAAUGUUUACAGAAAUUGUAAUUUUUUUUCUAUUUUGAAAUUUGAGGCUUGUUUACAUUGCUUAAUUUAGCAUUUUUAACUAAUGUCAAAAUGACAGUGUCAAACAUUCUAGGUUGUAGUUACUUUCAGAAUAGAUACAGGGUUUUAGAUCAUUACAAUUUGAGUUUUCUGACCAAUUAAAAAAAAAAACUGUAGAGAACAAAAGCAUACUUGACCAAGCAACAGGCUUAUAAUUAAUUUGUAUUAGUUGAUUCUUUAAUAAUGUUUUGCCUUUUGGCCAUAUAUACCCUGUGUAUCUAUACUUGGAAGUGUUCAGAGUUCCCAUUGGUUGAAAACAUCCCUGUCUCUGGCCAUCAAAGUGAUCUUGUUUACAGCAAUGCUUUUGUGAAACAAUUAUUUAUUUGCUGAAAGAGCUCUUCUGAACCGCGUCAUUUUUAAUUUUGCUUAGAAUAGAAAUGGAGCAGGUUUAAAUUUCAAGGAAAUAUGAAAGCACUUCCUUUUUUUGUCUAAGAAGCAAGUUGCUAGAUGAUUCCUUCAUCACAGUUAAAGUACUGGAAAGAGUAUUUGUAAAUAAAAGGGUUCCAACCUUUUAAAAAAGAAGGAAAAAACUUUUUGGUGCUCCAAUCAAGGACUAUCUUUUUUAAAAAUGUCAACAAAGGGAAAAUAAACUAUCAGCUUGGAUGGUCACUUGAAUAGAAGAUGGUUAUACACAGUGUUACUGUUAAAAUUUGUUUACCUUUUGGUUGGUUUGCAUCUUUUUUCCAUAUUGUUAAUUUUGUACCAAAAUGUUAAAUAUUUGUAUUAUUUGAAUUUUGCUCUUGUAUGGCAAACUAAUUAGUGGGUUUUAAAAAAAAAUCUAUGAUUUCCAAUAAACAACUGAAAAAUUA
Messenger RNA from Callithrix jacchus (white-tufted-ear marmoset), 5884 nucleotides. The record is from RefSeq and is a predicted model, not a curated record. NCBI's taxonomy places the organism in Eukaryota, Metazoa, Chordata, Mammalia, Primates, Cebidae.